AUGCCGACCUUGAAAGCCACACUGCUCCUCGUCCUUGCCGCCGUCACCGGCGCCGCCGCCGCCCCGGCAGGCGGCACGGGCAUUGUCUAUAGCUGCCGCCCAGGCGACUACCUCUGCAGCGGCUACCCGAACACAUCGAUCCGGGACCACGACGCCCUGAUGACCUGCAACGUCCAGGGCGAGUGGAUCCUAAGCGCUUAUUGCAACAUAGACUGCUGCCGCAACGAGACGAGGGAAGGCCGCGCGCCACCGUCAACCUCUCUCCCCCAUGCCGCCGACAACAUCUCCCUUGCCGCCAUGACCGCCUUCAACCCGGCGCUCAUCGUCGUCGACCUCCAAGAAGACUUUUGCCCUCCCCACGGCUCCCUCGCCGUACCCGACGGCCGCUCCAUCGUCCCGCUCAUCAACAGCCUCCUCACCCUGCCGUUUGCCCUGCGCAUCGCCACGCGCGACUGGCACCCGCCGGACCACGUCUCCUUUGCCCACACGCACCCCUCCGCCGCGCCCUUUACCUCGUGCCACACCAUCACCCACCCGCGCACCGGCCAGCAGUACACCACGACGCUGUGGCCCGCGCACUGCGUCGCCGACACCCCCGGCGCGCAACUUCUCCCGGAGCUGGACAUGAUGCGCGUCGACCGCGUGCUGGAUAAGGGCCGCGCCGUCGACCGCGAAAUGUACUCUGCGUUUACCGACCCGUUUGGGGAGUCGGAUAGCGGUCUGGGCGCGCUUCUGCGGCGCGAGGGCGUGACCGACGUCUAUGUCGUUGGCCUGGCGCUGGAUUAUUGCGUCAGGGCAACGGCCGAGGAUGCCGCCCGGCUGGGAUUCAGAACCGUGGUCCUGGGCGACGCUACGAGAGCCGUGUCACCCGAUACGUACGAACAGGUGGUCGAGGAGCUCAAGAGUCACGGCAUCGACGUGGUCCUGUCCACGUCACCAGCCCUGGAAAAGCACAUGACCACCACGAGCGACACGGAGGAUGAGUAA
Molecule: messenger RNA, 987 nt
Organism: Cordyceps militaris CM01
Lineage: Eukaryota; Fungi; Ascomycota; Sordariomycetes; Hypocreales; Cordycipitaceae
Product: isochorismatase family hydrolase, putative
Exons: 4
Coding region: 1-987 (328 amino acids)
Source: RefSeq, a predicted model, not a curated record